AUGAUAACAGAUUCGGUAAAAUCUGAAAUUAAUUUUUUCAUUGCUCAUAUUAGGAAAAAGGAAUAUUCUGUAGCAUUGCUCAUGUUUAUAAAAACCCAAAUUUUCAAGAUGGAAUAAAAAUUCCUAGAAUUUCUAUUUUCAAAAUCAAAAUAAUGUUCAUUUCAGGCUAUAGUUUUGCGAACUGCUUAUUCAACUCUCAAAGGACAACUUGUUCGAUCUAUUAUGUAUCCAAAACCAAUUGAUUUUAGAUUCACCAAAGAUUUGUUCAAGGUAAUUUUCAUCUCCUCCCACCUCCUCCCUAAAAUAUCCCUUUUCCAGUUCAUUCUGUUCCUCGCUUGUAUUUCUGGCCUCGGUUUCAUUUACACAAUCAUAAUAAUGGUUGGCCGAAAGAAAACUCUUCACAAAAUCAUUGUUCGUGCUCUUGAUAUCAUCACAAUCACAGUUCCACCAGCUCUACCAGCCGCAAUGUCAGUCGGAAUAAUCAAUGCUCAACUUCGUCUCAAAAAGAAGCAAAUAUUUUGUAUUUCUCCCUCAACAGUUAAUACGUGUGGUGCCAUAAAUGUUGUAUGUUUCGAUAAAACGGGUACACUUACCGAAGACGGGCUUGAUUUCCAUGUUAUUCGACCAAUUCAAAAAGGCAUCGAUAAAAUCGUCAGUUUUUUGAGUGAAGUUGUUGAUUUAUCAAAUCGUUCAACACUUCCAUUUGAUGGAGAAAUUGUGAAAGCGAUUGCAACGUGUCAUUCAUUGACUAGAAUUAAUGGAGUACUACACGGUGAUCCGUUGGAUUUGAUUUUGUUUCAAAAAACUGGUUGGAGUAUGGAAGAAGGAGAAGUUGAAGAAGAAACUCAAUUAUUUGAUAAUGUUCAGCCAUCGAUUAUAAAACCAAAUAAAGCUGAUAAAUUCCCAGAUGCUGAAUAUUCAGUUAUUCGACAAUUCACAUUUUCAUCAUCAUUACAAAGAAUGUCAGUUAUUGUUUUUGAUCCAUCAGCUGAACGACCAAAUAAUAUGGUUUUAUAUUCAAAAGGAUCACCAGAAAUGAUUUUAUCUUUGUGCGAUCCGAAAACUGUUCCUGAUGAUUAUUUGGUAAGUUUUGAAAGUUUGGUAGUUUCAAGAAUUUUUUGAAAAUUUCAAUUUUUCUAGACUCAAGUCAACGCAUAUGCUCAACACGGUUUCCGACUAAUUGCUGUUGCUCGCCGUUCCCUCGAUAUGAAUUUCAACAAAGCCUCAAAAAUCUCGCGAAACCUCGUAGAAUGCGAUUUGGAAAUGCUUGGCCUAAUUGUUAUGGAAAAUCGAGUGAAACCGGUUACUCUUGGUGUUAUAAAUCAAUUAAAUCGAGCCAAUAUUCGAACUGUUAUGGUGACUGGUGAUAAUUUAUUGACUGGUCUAUCUGUUGCUAGAGAAUGCGGAAUUAUACGACCAUCAAAAAGAGCAUUCCUUGUUGAACAUUUGCCUGGAGAAUUGGAUGAAAAUGGCCGAACUAAAUUGAUUAUUACACAAUCUGUGUCUUCUUCUGAUGAAGUUAUUGAUGAUAGCGAAUCGGAAAUUCGAAGUUGGAAAUCUUCAUUGAAUGGUGGAUUGCCUUCAAUAACUCAUACUGAAGCAAGUAUUUGUCCAGAAGAUAUUGGAUCAAUUGUUGAAAGUAGUUAUCAUCUUGCAAUAUCUGGCCCAACAUUUGCUGUUAUUGUUCAUGAAUAUCCAGAAUUAGUUGAUCAAUUGGUUUGUGUUUGUGAUGUUUUUGCAAGAAUGGCACCGGAUCAAAAACAACAACUCGUUGAACAUCUUCAAAAUGUUAGUUAUACUGUUGCAAUGUGUGGAGAUGGUGCAAAUGAUUGUGCUGCUUUGAAAGCUGCACAUGCUGGAAUUUCAUUAAGUGAUGCUGAAGCCUCGAUUGCUGCACCAUUCACUUCGCGAGUUGCUGAUAUUCGAUGUGUUCCAACUGUUAUAAGUGAAGGAAGAGCUGCAUUAGUGACAUCAUUUGGUAUCUUCAAAUAUAUGGCUGGAUAUUCAUUGACACAAUUUGUGACAGUUAUUCAAUUAUAUUCGAUUUUGAAUAUAUUAACUGAUGGGCAAUUUAUGUUUAUUGAUAUGUUUCUUAUUACAACAUUUGCAUUUUUGUUCGGAAAUACUCCAGCAUUUUCAAAAUUGGCGAAUACACCUCCACCAACUCGAUUAUUAUCAGUUGCAAGUAUGACUUCAGUUGUUGGACAAUUGAUUAUAAUGGGAGCAUCACAAUUUCUUGUUUUUCAAUCGAUCACAUAUCAACCAUGGUUUAUUGAAUAUCAACCAACACCAGAAGGUGAAGAAGAAGAUAAGAGAAGUAUGCAAGGAACUGUUACAUUUUGUGUUUCAAUGUUUCAAUAUAUCACACUUGCUUUGGUUUAUUCAAAAGGUCCACCAUAUCGCGGUUCAAUUUUAUCAAAUAAACCGCUUUGCGCACUCACUGUUUUUGCAGUUUUGUUAUGCAUUUGGAUUGUUAUGUGGCCACAUGAAUUGGUCAACACAUUUAUUGGAAAUGUUGAUAUUCCUUCGACAAACUUUCGCAUUUUCAUACUUUUGGUUGCCGUUGCAAAUUCUUUUAUUUCUUAUAUGUUUGAAGCGUUUUUCGUUAAUCGCUUUCUUCUUGGUUAUUGGGAAAGGUUCGUUUUUUUUGGUUUGUUUUUUUCAGAAAUGGGAUACGGUAAUUUUAUGAAUUUUUAAUGGCAAAAUGUGAAACAUAUAAUUUUAUGAAGCUUGCGGGGUACUGUAAAUUCAUAAAAACAACAUAGGGAAACGUUUCCUUGUUUUUUAUGUGGGAAAUCGGGAAUACGGUAUAUUUUCCAUAAUUUGAAUCAUAAUACAUGAUUUCAAUAUUUUAUGGGAAAAUAUCGCGGAAGUUUUUGCAUAUGAUUUUUUCCCGAAAUUUUAUUUCAUGGGGGACCAGGCUGUGAAUAAGGUUUUCGGAAAAUAUACGAAUUUAUUUUCACAUUUAUGUUAGGAGAACUUUGAAGAAAUAAUAGUCCUAUUCAUUUUUUGAGUUAUCUCAACUCAAUUUUUAGCAAAUAUAUUAUUUUAGAUUUCAACCAAAGAUUGUUUUUUUUUGGAAAAUGGAAUACUGUAGGAAUUUUUCCAUAAUUUGAAUAAUGCAAUUUUCUAUGAAAAAUUCUCGGGAAAAUUGUUCACAUAACAUGAUUUCCAAAUUUUUAUAAGGGACUUUGAAUACUGAAAUUCAUUUAAAAUACAACAAGUUUUUCGAAUACUAAAUUAACAUUCCAAAUAUAACCAACAUUUAUUGCAGACAUAAGAAAAAGAGAAGCAUCGAAAAAAUCACGGUUGAUUAUGUUCCAUUGGCAACUGGAAGAAAUGGAGAAAUGCAAACUUCUCGAACUCAAACAACUUUGCUUUCUGAUGAAUUGAUUAUGACGGCUGAAAAGAAGAAACGAAAUGAAAAUGAGAAUGAAAGGUAACUUUUUUAGUUUUUCCAGUUCCCGAAAACAAAAUGUUUCAGCGAAGACAGUGCUCUUUUCGAACGCAUAAUUUCACAAAUUGGAAACGAGCCAAAUUUUAUCGUGGAUUCAUCUAAAACAACUAAUCUGAACCACGUUGGUAAUAAUAUUCAAACUCUGGGAACGAGUUUUUAA
Caenorhabditis angaria is the source of this 3617-nucleotide messenger RNA. The record is from the annotation of a GenBank genome assembly. NCBI's taxonomy places the organism in Eukaryota, Metazoa, Nematoda, Chromadorea, Rhabditida, Rhabditidae.